AAUGUAAUUCGAAAAAUACACUGACAGAACUGAACCGCCAUCAAAACCGCAUCGAAAAAUGGAACUGUAGAUUUCACAAAAUGUCAGACAAUAAUAAUUCUUGCACCCAAAAUUGUAAAACUCAAAAGAACAAGUGUCAACCGUGCCUGGGUCCAGUUACAGUCCAGAAACUCCAAGAUGGGAAGCCUCUGAUGCCUGAAGACCGGAACCACGACUCCUGCGCUUGUUCUGACCAGAAAAAUCAAGAAGACAGACACCGAUGAACAUAAAAUUGUUAAGUUGUACAAACAAUCUAGCUUUUAAACAUAAAUAUGACAGAAACAGCAAAAUGACUAAAAACGUUGCAAAAAUCGACGUCAAAUCUUGUGUGAAAGCCGAACCGCCUCACCCGUGUGACCCGAUUGUACCCUGUGAUCCUUUGAAACAAGAAGAGGGAGAAUGCCCUACGCCCUCUCUGUGCGUGGAGAAGUUGAAGAACCCUGCACAUGCUGGUGAAAUAACAAAAUGUCUACCAGGGAAAUUCAUCAACGUUACUUCCUGCGCCAAAGAGGAUCCACCACAUCCCUGCGACGCGCUCGCCUGCAAUACGGACCUUACAAAGAGGCGCCCCUGUUCGGACCCUCCAUUGUGUGUGCAGCGAAUCAAGAACCCCGUUACAGAAAAAGAAAAAGUUGAUUCAUGCGAUACCCCUGAAUAAAAUCAGUUAUUUCAAAGUUUUUUCUUCUUUUAAAUGACCUGGCGGGAACUGUGCAGUAUAUUUAUAAACCUAAUUAACCAUUAAUCUUUAACUGCUAGACCCAUUAGCUUUAGAAGAACUUCACUUCCACUAAAAAUCUGUGAAACGGUUAUCAUAAUCAAGGAAGGCAGUAGGUGCUUUAGUAUGUGACACGAAACGCUACGACUUAAGAGAGAAAAUCUAGUGUUCUUUAUUGUACACAAGAAAAAAAAACAAAUAAACAGUGCGAUACAUUAAACACAAAAAAGUACAAUUGGCGGUGACUUAACCGCUUGUCUCGUUGAUAAUCCUGAAGAUCCUUAUGAGGAUAUCGACAAUUAUACAAAAUUUUUGUAUCAGUCGUCUAUAAAUGUGUAAAGAUUCAAUUCAAUCCGACGCUUUAAAGUAGAUAAAUAUCACGUUCAAAGAUUCAGUUAAAUAGUAAAUAUAUAAUAACCGGCCCAAUUUAGGUUUUCUUGUGUUGUGGAUACCAGAAACUGAUAAAAAUACUAAUAUCCGGCUACGAUAUAUGUUUUAAAAUGUUAUAUGGCCCAAAAAUUUAGACCAUAAUUACCACAAUAUAUUCCUAUUCAUCUACUAAAACACUAAAGCAAUUAAUUUCUUUCCAAUAGUCUUGUGACAUUUAAAACAAAACCACUUUGUGAUUUUUUAUGAAAACGUUAUGUACCAUAUUAUGUAUAAUUUUUGUUUAAAAAUCCUCAACUCCUUUUGAUUUGCGCAAUCUUCUUGCACAAAGCUUCAACGAAAUUCAAAGUAACAACGUCAUUCAAAAUUCAAAUCAUGACAACUAGCCAUGUCCGAUCACAUUUCACAAAAAUGUAAGAGCAUACCUAUAACAAACUUACCCACGAAAAUCUGCAAUGUCGAACCAGUACCUGAGCCACCUCCACCAAACCCUUGCACCUUGCAACGAAUAAAACAAAAGGAAAAAGCUGGUAUCAAAAUAUGUCCAAGGAUUCCUGUAGAACAACCGCCACCACCAGCCCCCUGCGUUGCAAUUUGUAUCGAAAAAAUAAAGAAUCCACCCGUACCUCCAAGUGCAAAUGAACCUAUAGUAUGUGUCGUGCAACCGGAGAAAACGACCACAGAGAGAUGCGAUGCUAUUUUGGAUGCAGUUGCUGCACACCCUGAUCUACCCUGGCCUGGUUGUGCGCCCAACCCUUUACCUCCACCUCCACCAAAAUACGACCCUUGCGAAGAACAGCUGAGGAAACAGAAAAUCGAAGAGUGCAAAAAACGAAAGCAACGGUACUUAGAGUGACCAUGGAUAGAAUACUGAAAACCGUUAUCAACAACAAAAUAGAUUCUAUGAUAGAGAAAGUCAGAGAUAAAUUUUGUCAAGAAUUUGGCGAGUGUGCUAAUACAAGAACGUUAAGUGUGGAAUCCACUGUUGAACAACAGAUUGAAUCUUCAAAAAACUUCGAUAAGCAUCUAAACGAAUUGGAAACUUUGAUAAAGCAGUUAAAAGAUGACAUAGAAGUUUUAUCAAAGAAUGCAGAUAAACAAAGUACUAAAGAGAUUACAACCAAAGAAGAGAAAAAUCGGAAAAAUAGAGAAAGUGUUAACGACGAAGGCUAUAGGACGACUGGGUGUCCCAAAAUAAGCCUGAUUGACUAUCCAGAUGAAACUUUAGGAACGCUUAAAGCUGAUGCAAUGGAUUUAAAUGAAAAUCCCAAUAACGCGAUCGAAGAUGGUAAAAUUAAUCAAGAUAAUAAAAGCGAUGCCAGUGAAAUGCGCAAUAAAAAAUUAGGCUCGUUGGUAAAUGAACAAAAUUUUGAAUUAUACGAUAAAUGGGCUGGAAUUUUUAAACAAGCUACUGAUUAAUUUAUAUGUUCUUUCUGGUUCGCUUUCAAACUCACCGAUCACUUUACACUUACAGAUUAUAAUCGAGCUAUAGCAUACAAUUCUAUAACGCCAAUGUAAAAUUGUCACCGAUCUAUAAAAUAAACCGAAAAAAAUAGAAA
Messenger RNA from Bombyx mori (domestic silkworm), 2700 nucleotides. RefSeq lists its product as uncharacterized. Bases 260 to 697 code for a protein of 145 amino acids. The transcript is spliced from 3 exons. The record is from RefSeq and is a predicted model, not a curated record. NCBI's taxonomy places the organism in Eukaryota, Metazoa, Arthropoda, Insecta, Lepidoptera, Bombycidae.